Messenger RNA from Epithele typhae, 1296 nucleotides. RefSeq names its product cyclase-associated protein. Gene Ontology annotation, cellular component: cytoplasm. The transcript is spliced from 13 exons. NCBI's taxonomy places the organism in Eukaryota, Fungi, Basidiomycota, Agaricomycetes, Polyporales, Epitheliaceae. Gene Ontology annotation, biological process: regulation of adenylate cyclase activity; cytoskeleton organization. The record is from RefSeq and is a predicted model, not a curated record. Gene Ontology annotation, molecular function: adenylate cyclase binding; actin binding. The coding region runs from base 1 to 1296 and encodes 431 amino acids.
AUGGCUUCCGGCGGGCUCCAUUCGCUCGCCACGAUCAUCAAGAGGCUCGAAGCAACGACAUCCCGGCUCGAAGACCUCGCGUCCCUUGCGACGUCCUACCUCCCACCGUCGGCGCAGGCCGCUGCUGCCGCCGCCGCCGCGUCUCCGUCGUCCGCCAAUGCCGAACCGACGCCCGUCCCGCCGCCUGCCGCGCCCGCGACAGCCUCAGCGACGCCGCAGAGCAUCGUCGCCUUCGACGAGCGGGUCAUCGGUGGCAAGCUGAAGCCGUUCCUCGUGCUCACGAAGGAGUUCGCCCCGCCGCUCGUCAACGAACAGGUGCGCCUGUACGAGGCCGAGCUGAUGGAAAUGCGGAACAUGGUGGUCCUCUUCGAGGCGUGCACGAAGCCGGACGCGGCACUGCUGGCCCAGAUCUUGACGCCGCUCGACAAGGCGUCGACGCCGUCGCUCGGAGAUUGGGCGGACCAUCUGAAGAUGAUCACUGCUGCUGCGCCAAGUGCGGGAUGGGUCACCCAGACGAAGGACGCGUACAAGGUAGUCCAAGACGCGAAGGAGCAGACGCAGUAUUACGGGAACCCGAUCAUCAUGAAAUUGAAAGAGAAUUGGGUACAGGACUUCUUCCCCUCUGGUCCAACAUGGAACGCCAAAGGUGUCUCAGUUGACCAGUUCAAAGCCGGCCCCUGCUCCCGCUGCGUCUGGGGAGCCGUUUCCGAUGUUUUCAACCAGAUCAACAAGGGUGCAGAUAUCACGAAGGGCUUGCGAAAAGUCGAUAAGAGCGAAAUGACUCACAAGAACCCGGCUCUGAGAGCAGGAAGCACUGUUCCUGCCUCCACGCCCUCUUCCUCUGGUGAGAGCGCGCCCAAGCGUCCUGUGAAGCCCACCAAACCACAGGCCUUGUCGAGCAAGAAGCCUCCAAGUUCGCGCUGGAGGGAGAACCAAGAGAACGUAGUCCCCCAUAUCGUCAACAUCUACGGAUGCAAAGACUCCACUAUUGUUAUCAAGGGCAAGGUCAACGCCGUGAAUCUCGUGAACUGCAAGGAGACUAGCGUCCUGGUGGAGUCCGUUAUUUCGUCGGUGUCUGUCACGGGCUGCCCAGGCUUUGGGCUGCAGAUCACUGGCAAGGCUCCGACGAUUCAGCUGGACUCGACGGACACGGGCACGAUCUACUUGUCGCCCGAGUGUCUGGACGUCGAAAUCACGACGGCAAAGUGCAGCGCAAUCAACAUCAACGUCCCGAUGUUCCGCACGACGAUUGUUGAUGGGAAGCUGGUGACGACCGCCGUGGAGCAUGCAGGCUGA